Molecule: messenger RNA, 679 nt
Organism: Vollenhovia emeryi
Lineage: Eukaryota; Metazoa; Arthropoda; Insecta; Hymenoptera; Formicidae
Product: inactive serine/threonine-protein kinase TEX14-like
Exons: 2
Biological process (GO): intercellular bridge organization; male meiotic nuclear division; protein phosphorylation
Cellular component (GO): intercellular bridge; kinetochore; midbody
Molecular function (GO): protein kinase activity; ATP binding
Source: RefSeq, a predicted model, not a curated record
UUUUUUCUUUGCAGCGAGUAUUACCGGAACUUGUUGCAACAGUUCGCGAGCCACUGUCAGACGCCUAACGGGGACAUCACCGAUCCGGACUGGGUUGACUACCUGCCCAAGGAGCAGAACGCCGAGCAGUCCUCGCAGAAGGACAAUCGAAGGCCGCGGAGACCCGCGCAGUUUAUACCAGGCGUGCCGCAUAUACAGGCCUCCAAGAUAUUCGAGAUCGGGUGUGUCGCGGGCACGGAGAACAAGUGUCUCGAGCUGGUUUCCGCGGAAUGGCACAACACGAGGGUGACGCUGAAGCGACACAUCUUACCAACGUGUCGCGACGCGAUACGGGCGGACGUGGAGAUCCUUAGUGAAAUUCGGCAUCCCAACGUACUGCUGCUGAUGGCCACGGCGUAUACGCGCGAAUACGGCCUCGUCUCCGUCUUCGAGUCAAUCGACUGCUCGUUGUACAAUUACAUGCACGAGCAGGACGAGCGAAUAAGCGUGCAAGGAGUCAUGCGGAUCGGCAUGAAAUUGGCGGACGUAUUGAAAUACUGUCACAUGCGUGGAUACAUUCACACAGCGGUUAGCUCGCACUGCGUUUACUUUGCAUCCGAUGCGACUGUCAAACUUGGCGGAUGGGAGCUGGCCAGAGAAAUUGACAAAGUAUGUGGAAUUUAAAUUUUCUCUACGCCCC